AUGGAGGGACUGGUCCUGCUCAACGCCCUGGUCACCCGGCUGCUGUUCUUCCUGCACUCGCUCAUUGGGGUCUGGCGGGUGGCCGUGGUGAAGAAGGAGCCCAGGUACUGGCUGCUGGCGCUACUCAACCUCCUGCUCUUUCUGGAGACUGCGCUCACCCUCAAGAUCAAGCGCGGCAGAGGCUACAAAUGGUUUUCACCAGCCAUAUUUGUGUAUCUGAUUAACAUCGUUCCAUCACUGUGGAUUCUUGAAGUGCAACAUGGGAACCAGUAUUGUGGUAGCCAAUCUGAAGAACUAUCACAGAAUGCCAGUAGCAAAGAAGACUUCAAUCAAACUCUGAUGUCAAGUGAAGAUGCCCAUGGAGGUGACAGUCUCAUUGAGACGGCCAAAGUGUUUGUAAAUAACUUAUCUACAGUGUGUGAGAAAGACUGGACUUUGGGACUCCAUCAGACAUUCCUGUUAAUGCUAAUAAUUGGAAGAUGGCUUCUACCUAUUGGAGGCACAAUCACUCGGGACCAACUCUCUGAACUUCUCCUUUUGUUUGUGGGGACAGCUGCUGACAUUCUGGAAUUCACAAGUGAGACCUUGGCAGAAAAAACUGUGAGGAAUAACCCUGGCCUAGUCUAUGGCAUCCUUUGUGUUUGGACCUGGAGCAUGCUGCAGUUUCCACUUGACUUGGCAGUACAUCAUGUCGCCAGCCCCUUGUCCCUGAGGGCGAGGGGGUUCCCCAGUCUCUUCUUUUGCCAGUACAGUGCCGACCUGUGGAACAUCGGAAUCAGCGUCUUCAUCCAGGACGGCCCCUUCCUCAUCGUGCGUGUCGUACUGAUGGCCUAUUUCAAAGUGUUCAACCAGAUGCUGGUGUUCUUUGCUGUUAAGAAUUUCCUCGUGGUGAUGCUACACCUCUACCGCUUGGUGGUCCUGGCACUGGGCGCCCGCGCCUCCCUGCGAAGGCGGCCGGAGGACCUGAAAGGAGUGCGGGGCGGCCCGGCCGAACCCCUGGAGAGCGGGGUCUCCCCCGGGGCCUGGGAGGGCGAGUCUAAGGAGGACGUGGCUGUGCCUCUGCGGGCCUCGCCAGGCACCCCGGAGGACUCUCCCUGCACCCCGUAG
Messenger RNA from Pipistrellus nathusii (Nathusius's pipistrelle), 1107 nucleotides. Lineage: Eukaryota; Metazoa; Chordata; Mammalia; Chiroptera; Vespertilionidae. The record is from the annotation of a GenBank genome assembly.